UCUAUCUUAAUUUCUUCUUUCCUUUUCCACCACCUUUGAUAAAAACGAAAAUAAACAAAGCCAGCCAAGACACCCAUCUGCUGUCCUUCUGGUUCGACCGUGUGGUAAACAUUUUGUUGUUAAAUAUUUAUUUUGUGGGGAAGAGAUAGCGAUCGAGCAGACGCGUUGGGGGAAUGAAGCCGGACGACGAGAUGGGGCCGGACUACCGGAGGUUCGAGGUCGAGACGGACGACGAGGAUAACGAGGCCCAGCACCACGACGACUCCCACCGGUCCUCUUCCUCCUCCCCCUCGGCCCACUCGUCCGAUUACUCCCGACAUCACGCUGGAGGGCCCAGCUCUUAUCAGCCCAGUUGGCCCCAGAGCUACAGGAAAUCUAUUGAUAUGUUUGCCAGCGUUCCGUCACCCAAAGUCGCGUUCCUGGCGGGGUCCAGCUUGGUUCGUGCGGGCAGCUCUUUCUUCACGGGUUCGAUGUUGGCCCCAUCAGCACCAGAGGAGGUGCCCCCUGUCACCAAGCCCCUCAUCCACCCCGGCUCAGACCAUCCUGGGCCUCCAGCCUAUACUCCCCUUCCUUCCACUCUAUCAAAGGGUUCCUUCGGGGGAUACUCCUACUAUGACUUGCCUCCCUCACCACAGUGCUCUACAGCUCAAGCAAUCCUCAAUGGAAUUAAUGUCCUGUGUGGAGUUGGAAUCCUUACAACCCCUUAUGCAAUCAAAGAAGGUGGAUGGUUGGGCAUGCUGGUGCUGUUUGGAUUGGGUGCCAUCUCAUGCUACACCGGGGUUUUGCUGAAGAGAUGCUUAGAUAGCUCCCCAGAACUCCAGACAUAUCCUGACAUUGGACAGGCAGCAUUUGGAAUGACUGGUCGUUUAUGGAUAUCGAUAGUCCUUUACCUAGAGCUUUAUGCAAGUUGUGUCGAGUACAUAAUUCUAGUGGGUAAUAGCUUAUCAUCAUUGUUUCCAGAUGCCCACGUAAAUUUCAUGGGGGUUGAUUUGAGUUCUCAGCAGCUCUUUGCUGUAACAACAGCCAUCAUGGUUCUUCCAACAGUGUGGCUCAGAAAACUUAGUUUGCUUUCGUACCUCUCAGCUGGUGGUGUGAUUGCAACUAUACUGGCUGUGAUCUGUUUGCUUUGGGUGGGUGUGGUAGAUCGAGUUGGGUUCCAUCCAGCUGGGACUGCACUGGAUCUUGCGAACCUUCCAGUAGCAGUAGGGUUAUAUGGCUUCUGCUAUUCAGGGCAUUCUGUUUUUCCAAACAUAUAUUCUUCUAUGAAGAUACAGGCACAAUUCCCAGCAGUUCUGAUUUUCUGUUUUAUCCUGUGCACCAUUCUGUAUGCUGGGGUAGCAGUGGCAGGUUUUCUGAUGUUUGGCGAGUCUAUUAAGUCUCAGUUUACGCUAAAUAUGCCUCAACAAUAUCUGUCCUCUAAAAUUGCUGUUUGGACUACGGUUGUAAAUCCUCUCUCGAAGUAUGCAUUAACCAUGACUCCAGUUGCACUGAGUCUAGAGGAGCUUUUGCCUUCGACUGAACAAUCUCAUUUGGUUGCAGUGUUGAUCAGAAUGGUUCUGGUUUUCUCAACAUUGUUUGUGGCACUGUUGGUUCCAUUUUUUGGAUUUGUAAUGGCAUUGCUUGGAUCUGUUUUCACAAUGUUAGUGGCUCUUAUUUUACCUUGUGCAUGCUAUCUCAGUAUCCAACGCAGAUCGGUAAAUUUUAUACAGGUUUUUGUGUGCAUUUCAAUUAUCAUGGUGGGAAUUGUUUGCUCGUGCUUUGGUUCAUACCACUCAAUCAAGCAGAUACUUGACCGUAAAGGGCAUUAGAUUUCUUGCGAGCAUUUACAUUAUUCAUUCAAGUGCUGAAGUGAGCCAAAGGUCUCAAGCUAUAUUUUCAUGCAAAAUUGUCAGAAACCAGCCAACAGCAAAUGAUAUAAAUGAAUUAGCAUCAAUCAAGUGGUAAUGAACCAAAUGGAACACAUAAACUACUUAAUCUGUAUGCUCCUUUCAUACAGGUCCCAAGAAUGAAGCAAUUCUUCGAUCCUGUAUACCAGUUUUUUCAUGAUGCAGGUAUUGGUUUAUUCAAGCUUGUCCAGCA
Elaeis guineensis (African oil palm) is the source of this 2079-nucleotide messenger RNA. RefSeq names its product amino acid transporter AVT1C. Gene Ontology annotation, molecular function: L-amino acid transmembrane transporter activity. NCBI's taxonomy places the organism in Eukaryota, Viridiplantae, Streptophyta, Magnoliopsida, Arecales, Arecaceae. Gene Ontology annotation, cellular component: vacuolar membrane. The record is from RefSeq and is a predicted model, not a curated record. Gene Ontology annotation, biological process: amino acid transmembrane transport.